Purpureocillium takamizusanense is the source of this 4010-nucleotide messenger RNA. RefSeq names its product mRNA-capping enzyme subunit beta (gene CET1). Gene Ontology annotation, cellular component: mRNA capping enzyme complex. The coding region runs from base 931 to 3525 and encodes 864 amino acids. Gene Ontology annotation, biological process: 7-methylguanosine mRNA capping; polynucleotide 5' dephosphorylation. Lineage: Eukaryota; Fungi; Ascomycota; Sordariomycetes; Hypocreales; Ophiocordycipitaceae. The record is from RefSeq and is a predicted model, not a curated record. The transcript is spliced from 3 exons. Gene Ontology annotation, molecular function: polynucleotide 5'-phosphatase activity.
CCACCUACCAACAUUAUUCCUCCCAUCUGUCCUCAUGCCAGCUGCCGCACCUGCGCUCAACUCGCCAGCAUCACCACCAUCAUCACCAUCACCACCUCACCACUUCACCACCACCACCACCGCGGCCGCCAUCGCUCUCUAGCCUCGCCACCGCCGAGCGCUUGCCCGCCCGCCCGCCUGUCGCGAUCGAGGUGCCCGCCCGCUUGCCGCGUCACGCGCCCGUCGCCGGUGCCCCCACGAUGCAAUUCGAGUAAACAUCGUGUCCAGUGCAAUAUCUGCUGGCUGCUUGUCGCGCGACACUGCACCUCCAGCCGCAGCCACCACCACCACCAAGUUACCACUGCUACAAUCACCGCCGUCGCCGCCUGUCAAGCCAACCAACACGCCUGGCAGCCAGCCAGCAGCACACCAGCGACAUCCGACUCGACUCGGCGCCCAACCAACCACCGCCGCCGACCCCUCGUUUGUUGUCUGGCUGGGCUCGUCCUGUCCGACCUUGUCCUGUCCAGUCCAGUCCAGUCCUAUCCUGACCUGAUCCGACCGGACCUGGGCCUGCCCUGUGCUGCCCCGUCUCUCCAAACCAGACGGACUUCUCCUCGCUGGCCCGUCGGCAUGACCAUGCCUGUUGGCGACUGCGACGCCGAAGCGACGUCCAUCAACUAACCUCGAAUCCUUCCACGCGCGCCCUCGACCUGGUUUCGACGCGCCCGUCGUUGCCGCCACAAUCAUCAUCGACCCACGCCGAACGCACGCACGUCGCGACGACGGCCGUACACACCCACGCCCCAGCGCUCGCGCGCGGCGUCCCGUUACACUAGCAUCUGAUCGCCGCCGCGACCUUUCUUUCCCAUCGCCGCCCUCGCGCCGCCUCUUCCAUCGCCCUCCCUUCAUCCGACGGCACGCCCCCCGGCCCCCGGGCGACACGCCGCCAUGGACCUUCGCUCCGUCCUCAACACGUCGGACAAUGGCGAUCGCGGCCCCCCCAAGGCGCCGCUGACGCCCCAGCAGCAAAAACAGCCGCCACCGCAGCCUCUGUCGCAGCCUCAUCCCGCCCAAAGCCCGGCCCAAUACGGCGCCUACCGCGAGUAUGCCCAACAACAACCGCAGCAGCAGCAGCCGCCGCCAUCGCAGCAGCAGCAGCAGCAGCAACACAUGAGCCAGGACUAUCCUCACCAUCCUCAUCAACCGCAGCAACCACACCAACAGCAGCAGCAUCCCCACGGCGCCUAUCCGCAGCCCCAGUACCAGAACGCGCUGCAGCACCACGCGGCCCGUGACGCGCCGCCGCCUCCCCCCCUUCGGCCUGCCGGGUCCUUCCACGAUGUUCGCUCCCCCGGCGGCGCCGCACACGUCCCGCCUCAAUCGCCCUACCGUCCGACGCCGACGCCCACCAAUGCCCCCGCGGGCGCUGCUGGAUAUCCAUUUCCGCCUCAGGCAACUCCUGAGAUGCCCAGCCCCAGCCAGAGGCAUCAGUAUCCCCCUACGCCGUACCAGCAGCAGCAGCAGCAGCCGCCUUCGCAACACCAACGGCGUGACAGUUACUCACAGGCUGGUGUCGCGGGCCACGCCUACGUGCAACCGCAACAGGUGCCACAGACCCCUCCCAUCGGCACCUCAGGCGCCUCAUCCCAUGUCUACAUGCAUCAGCGCUCCCAGUCGACGCACUCGACACCCACCCCGACCUCGGCGCACAGCCAGCAACACUUUGGCCCUCCACACGUCCACGGCAGCCCCGUCGUCGCCUCCCAGCCCCAUCCCGCUGACUUCAAUCGACAGCCUUCACAGCCCCCGACGCCGAUAGGACCGCCGCCGCCCGUCGCCAGGCAGUCGACCGGCUUCGCCCAGCCGCCGAGCCCCUACCAACAGCGCAUGUCCUCGGUCGGCCAGCCCCAGGCUUCGCCCACGAGCCACCCGCCGCCUCCGCUGCCGCCCCACGCCGCCCAGCGCAUGCCCAGCAGCAGCAGCACCACCCACGCCGCUUACGAGUCUCCCGCGCACGACUCCCCCCACAGCCGGCCCAUAUCCCGCCACGGCCCCGAGCGGGAGAGCAGCCUGCGCGAGAGCAGUCUGUCCGUCAGCCCGCGCACCCGCGUUGCCUCGCUUGCUAGCAGCUCCGACAGAGACAGGCAGCCCCCUUCAGCCGGCCACGAGCCUGAGAAACGCCCAACACAGACGUUUCAACCCAUGGCCGUCGACACCGCCGCCGCCAUCGCCGCCACCGCUGCCGACCGCGCCGUCACUCCUGCCAAACGCAAGCUCGAAGACCGCAGCAUGAGCCCCAGGGAGCUUGAGAACCGGCAAAUCCGGCCACCCCCCGGCGAGGUAAACGGCCGAGUCCAGAAAGCACCAACCCCCGAGCCCACCAAGAAGCGCCGGCAAGUCCGCGCACGACCUCCCAUCUGGGCCCAGAGCGCCCACACUCUCGGCAACAGACCCCCGGCUCACCCCAACUUUGUCCUCCAGAAGCGGCCCAAUCUGCACGUAAACGGCAAGCAAGAGACCAAGCCGGAGCGCCCGAGCCGCCAGCCAUCGCCCGAGGCGCAGCGGGCGCAGCAGGGCAGCGUUGCCGCCAACCCGCCGCCGCCGCCCGUCGAGGCGGGCCCCCAGGACAUCCUGGGACCGUGGGAGGCGAGCAUCACGGGCAUCAAGCCCUAUGAGGAGGUGUCCAAGAAGAUCGCCGACUUCAUCUUUAUCAACGCCGUCAACAACCGCGAUAUCAAGGAGAUUGUCAGCCGCGGCAUCCACUUCGAGAUCGAGGCCAAGCUGGGUACGCUCAUCGACAAGGACACAAACCACCGCGUGGAGCGGUACCUGGAGACGGAGACGGUGCUACAGGACACGGGCCGUGUGGCGUUUCGUAGUAGCAUGACGGAGGCCCACCACAAGGCAUUCAACGAGUUCCUGAACCAGAUGGUGAUUCAGACGGAUCCGCGCGCCGGCACGAACCGGGUGCAAGUGCACUACAAGCACCGUCGCGAGAUCGAUCGCUACUUUGAGCUCCCACCCGACCUGCAGAACCGGCUGCCUGGGUGCGUGCGCUCUCGGCUGGGCGCCCGCGCGCGUAAUGUGCGCGUGAGGGUGACGUACGACCAGCGGACGCGCGAGGUGCUGGACAAGAUCAUCAAGGCGCGGGUGGCCGACAUUGACCUGCACAUGCCGUCGUGCCCGAUGGACUGCCGGCUGAGCAUCAACCUCGAGAUGCCGUGGGAAGGCUCGGUCGAGGAGCUGGAGCGGCUGGCGGCGAGCCCGGUAGACCGGCAGCCAGACAGGAACAAGGACCGUCUGAGCUACAGCCAGGGGCAUUAUCAGGUGGACCUGACGCAGGUGACGGUGACGACGCCGGGACCAGGAAACGCGCAGCGGACGGAGAAGGAGCACGAGCUGGAGAUUGAGGUGUCGCCGGAGAUUGUGCUCGACCAGGGCAACAGGGCGAUGAACGGAGCGCCCCAUCGGUACCAGGAGCUGGUGGAGGGCCUGGUGGACAAUGUGCGGCUGCUUGCCCGCAAGGCGCGGGAGUUUGGCUAAAAGGAUACCACGGGGGGAGUGUGUGUAAGUUGUUCGUGUGCGUGUAAGUUGUUUGCAGGAGGUGCAAAGCACGGACAACGACGACGACGACGACGACGAGAGAGGGGACUGGGGCGUGUAUGUGGCUUCGGGGUGUGGUCUGGCCAUACUAGUAGCAUGUGAAGCCGGGACAGACAGAGCCAGCCCAGGCACGGCAAGGCAGCUGAGAGGGAAGCUGCGGAGGCUGAUGGAUGUGCAGCGAGACGAGACGACACCGACACUGUACGUACUAUGUAGAAUAUCAAAGACGGGGUCACACACGGACCACGGGGGUUGGUUGGUCCUGCGAGGGACGGACGGACGGACAGACGACGGGGGAGGGAGGCUUGGAGGGGGCCAUCCUUGUCUCAGUUUAGGCCUUUUGCCGCAUCGCAUGUACAGUAGCGAUGAGGACGAUGGGAGAAAUGUACCAUCGGGGACGGGGCACUUGGUUGACUUGAUGUGGU